AUGUCACUGUCUGUGCGCCCGCAGCGCCGAGUCCUCGUCACCAAGAUCAAUAGGAGCCAGUCCUUCGCUGGAGUGAACUCAACGGCCGACCGGCCCUUCAGGAACCUCUCACCUUUCACCCCCACCGUCUCCCGCAAGACUGGCUCCAGGGUCAGUAGGAUGUUCUCAAUGUCCCACAAAUCUCCACCACCCAAGGUGCCUCAGCCCAACCGCCUGGACGAGGUGUAUGAAGCUCUCAAGAAGGGCCUGACAGCCUACCUGGAGGUACACCAGCUGGAACUGGAGAAGCUCAGCACCCAGAUCCGUGAGUCCAAGAGGAAUUCACGCCUGGGCUUUCUCUACGAUCUGGAUAAGCAAGUGAAGUCAAUUGAGCGCUUCCUGCGUCGCCUGGAGUUUCAUGCUAGCAAGAUAGAUGAGCUCUACGAGGCUUAUUGCAUCCAGCGGCGGCUCCGCGAUGGAGCCCACAACAUGGUCAAGGCUUAUAGCACAGGCUCACCAGGCAGCCGGGAGGCACGCGAGAGCCUGGCCGAGGCCAGCAAGGGCUACAAGGAGUACACAGAGAACAUGUGUCUGUUGGAGAAUGAGCUGGAGAGCCAGCUGGGCGAGUUCCACGUCCGGAUGAAAGGACUGGCAGGCUUUGCCCGGCUCUGUGCUGGUGACCAGUAUGAGAUCUUCAUGAAGUAUGGACGGCAGCGGUGGAAGCUGCGGGGGCGCAUUGAGGUGAACAGCAAGCAGGUGUGGGACAGUGAGGAAAUGGUUUUCUUGCCCCUCAUCACCGAGUUCCUCUCCAUCAAGGUGACAGAACUAAAGAGCCUGGCUAAUCAUGUUGUGGUGGGCAAUGUGUCCUGCGAGACCAAAGACCUUUUUGCGGCUCUGCCGCAGGUAGUGGCUGUGGAUAUCAACGACUUGGGCACCCUCAAACUCAGUCUGGAGGUGACCUGGAACCCCUUUGACAAGGAUGACCAGCCCUCAGCAGCCAGCACCGUCAACAAGGCCUCCACAGUGAACAAGAGGUUCUCCACCUACAACCAGAGCCCGCCUGACACGCCAUCCCUGCGGGAACAGGCUUUCUAUGUAAGUGUGCUCCUCUUCUCUCUGCCCAAGAGCCCGGGGUGGGCGGCUGACAAGCAUGGUUGGUCCUUGCUGGACAUCUUUCGGGAGACACUCUUCGAGAAGCUGUCUCAGAGCUGCUCCUGUGGUGAUGUCUCCUCGGCCGAGCUCGGGAGAUGGCCGCAGCAGGGCCGUCCCUUGCUGAUGCCUGGAGGCCUGAUCCUGCCAGGCCAGGGUCUGGCUGGCUCUAGGGAGACAGUCCCCAAGCUAGGGCAGCCUGGGCUGCACGGGCCAGCCCUACUCAUCCGCCCGCAUGCCCUCAUGCAGGAGCCAGGCACUAAUGAUCUGGGCAGCGGUAAGAAGGAAGCAGUGGCCAACGGGCAUGUGCCCUACUCCCGGACUCUGAGCCACAUCAGCGAGGCCAGCGUGGAUGCCACGAUGGAGGCCAAGGCUGCAGAGAGCCCCUGGGAGCCUGCACCCAGCCCGGAGGACAUGGGGAUGGGCGAGCAUGAUGUGGACCCCCUCCCAG
Messenger RNA from Pelecanus crispus (Dalmatian pelican), 1579 nucleotides. The record is from RefSeq and is a predicted model, not a curated record. Lineage: Eukaryota; Metazoa; Chordata; Aves; Pelecaniformes; Pelecanidae.